AUGAUUGACAUUGAUGUAGUCCUUGGUAUGAAUUGGUUGUCUGCAAACUGUGUGGUCAUUGAUUGUCAUAAUAAAAAGAUAAUUUUCACAAAAGAGUCAGAACUCCCAAAUGAAUCUUUAUUCUUGUCAACUUCUCAACUUAGGAAAAAUUUGUUAGAUGGAGCACAAGGAUAUGUUCUCUUUAAUCUUUCAGAAGCAAAGGCUAAACCUGAUGCAACCAAUAUCCUUAUUGUCUCUGAAUACCUAGGGGUUUUUCCGGAUGAAAUUCCAGGUUUACCCCCAAACAGAGAAAUUGAAUUUUCCGUUGACCUAAUACCUGGAGUAGGGCCAAUUUCUAUUGCACCCUAUAGGAUGUCACCUGUAGAGCUUGUAGAACUAAAGAAACAAUUAGAGGAACUUCUAUCAAAACAGUUCAUCAGACCAAGUGUGUAA
Messenger RNA from Gastrolobium bilobum, 432 nucleotides. RefSeq lists its product as uncharacterized. The transcript has a single exon. NCBI's taxonomy places the organism in Eukaryota, Viridiplantae, Streptophyta, Magnoliopsida, Fabales, Fabaceae. The coding region runs from base 1 to 432 and encodes 143 amino acids. The record is from RefSeq and is a predicted model, not a curated record.